UGCUUUGUUGAAGUCCCUCUUCCUGCAUUCUGGGUGUAUUUCUGCCCCAGAUCUCUCUUGGGCUGGUCUUUGUUCUGUUUCUUUCCCCUCUGAGAGAAGAUGGGUCUAGCGGAGUAGGUACUGAAGCAAGAAAGAAGAGUUGCAACUGGGCUGGUGGGCUACUGUUGUGGUGAGAUCAAAAUCAAGGAAUGAUGUACCGAUGUCUCCUCCGGGCCUUGCCUGGAGCCAUUCUUCUUCUUGGGAGUGUGCUGCUCCUUUCCUCAAGGCGUUAUGGUAACCAGGGGGAGACCCUCACCUACCAAAACCUUUCAGAAGGGCUAUUUAGCAGAUGGGCACAGCAGAAGAUGGCAACGGUGGGCGUGACCAACGAUGGCAGUCACACAGAGCCAGAGUCUGAAAAACUCCAGGUCCGUGAAAAGGCUUCUACUGUUGGAACAGGUCAGUUGAUUGAAGAUCUCUUCAUUGCCGUGAAGACAACCCAAAAGUUCCACCAAUCUAGGAUAAAAUUACUGCUGGAUACCUGGAUGUCCCGAGUGAAAGAACAGACCCAUCUCUUCACAGAUAAAGAAGAUAAUGAACUACAGGAAAAACUGGGUGAUCAUGUCAUAUUCACCCACUGCUCUGCAGAGUACAGCCAUCCAGCACUUUCUUGCAAAAUGGCGGCUGAGUUCGAUGCAUUUUUAGCUAGUGGCCGAAGCUGGUUUUGUCACCUAGAUGAUGAUAAUUAUCUUAACCCACAAGCUCUGUUGAAGCUCUUGUCUUCGUAUUCUCCAGAAGAUGACGUUUAUAUUGGGAAACCCAGCUUGAAUAGGCCAAUUCAUACCUCAGAAUCCUUGCCUAACAACCAGACGAAAUCAGUCUAUUUUUGGUUUGCCACUGGAGGUGCUGGAUUCUGUAUUAGCAGGAAGCUGGCCACGAAAAUGGCUCCAUGGGCAAGUGGCAGAAACUUCCUGGUUACAUCAGAGCUCAUCCAUCUUCCCGACGACUGCACUGUGGGUUACAUCGUUGAGUGCAAAUUAGGGGGUUGCCUGGUCCCCAGUGCUUUAUUUCACUCUCACCUGGAGAACCUAAAACUAAUCAAGAAACCCCAGCUAACCAAACAGGUCACUCUCAGCUAUGGCAUUUUUGAGAAGAAACUCAAUGCUAUCAAUCUGGCUGGUCCUUUCUCUCAGGAAGAGGAUCCUUCCAGAUUCCGGACUCUUCACUGCCUUCUGUAUCCAGACACAUCCUGGUGUCCACAGUUGGUCAUAUAGUGACAAGAUCUCUGAAGCCCUCACCAUGCUGGAGAAGUCUCUAUAUCAGGGCAAAUCCGUUGGGCUCCCAAAUCUCCAUACAACAGAACUGCCUUCCAAGUGACAUAAGGAGGACUGAUAGUUGGAAAAACACUAAAGUGGUGAAUGGGACAUCUUGUUGAUUUUGUGAACAAGAGACAGAGCAAGAACUAUUUUUUUGAGUUCUGCCAAAUGUGCUGGCAGGUGGUCCUGGGGGCAGUUCACACUGUGUCCAGUGCAAAAGGACAUCUCCUGCCCGUCCAGGUCCAAUAUCAUGGAUUACUCAACGGCAUAUAUAUGGCUGGUGCUAUUCUAUUUUUUUAAAUAUGAAUUGAAAUGGUCUAAUGCUAAUGGUCUCAUACAUGGUGUACCAGCAAAUGACUCUGAACACACCCAGUUUUAUUUCAGAAACUAAGCAAGUUUGAGACCGGUUAAUGCUUGAAUAGAAGACCAGAGAUCUCCAAACAGGAGCAGGAAAGAGUUCUUCCUUGAGGGCCUCUACCAGCUGGAAUUGGCAACAGUGAACUAGAAGGAUCAAUGACCAGAUUCAGUAGCAGCCAGUUUUCCAUGUGGGUAAAUUCCCCGCAGACCUCCAGCUGCAUGACCCCCCAAGUUCUAUAUGUAGCCCAUAAUGUUACUUUUUAAAAUCUCCAGUGUGACUGGAGAAGUCUGGUCUGGCCAUUCCAUUAAUGCAUUACAUUCCAUUGCACAGACCAUUAAUACAAACAAUGUUGCUCUUGUGUCAUCAGUGGCUUUCUUCAUCCUAUGUUUUUUCUGUUGAUGUAAUUCAGCAUUUGGGUGUAUACUUUUAAUACAUGGCUUGUGUUCUCAGGAUGUGUUUCCUCAUUUCCAGUUGAGAUAAUCA
Messenger RNA from Pogona vitticeps (central bearded dragon), 2136 nucleotides. RefSeq names its product MFNG O-fucosylpeptide 3-beta-N-acetylglucosaminyltransferase (gene MFNG). Lineage: Eukaryota; Metazoa; Chordata; Lepidosauria; Squamata; Agamidae. Gene Ontology annotation, molecular function: glycosyltransferase activity. The record is from RefSeq and is a predicted model, not a curated record. Gene Ontology annotation, cellular component: membrane.